CAUAUGAAUUUAUCUCAAAGACAAAUCCUUUUAAGAAAAUCUCACUCUUUGGCAAGUGCCCUUGUUACCAAAUCACAAAAUUCUAUCCCCAAUUCGGGUAGACAUCUUGAUUCGGAUCUGAUUCGUAAUGCACAUCAGGUGUUCGACGAAAUUCCGGACUUAAAUGUUGUUUCUGCUACAGCGGUGAUUGGUCGUUUUGUGAAGGAAAACAGACAUGUAGAAGCAAGUCAUGCCUUCAAAAGGUUGUUGUGUUUGGGCAUAAGGCCAAACGAGUUCACGUUUGGCACGGUCAUUGGGUCUUCUACAUCGUUGAGAGAUGUCAAAUUGGGUAAGCAGCUACAUUGCUAUGCGUUAAAGAUUGGACUUGCGUCGAAUGUGUUUGUGGGUAGUGCGGUUUUGAACUGUUAUGUGAAGCUGAGUGCGUUAACAGAUGCUCGUAGAAGUUUCGAUGACACUAGAGACCCAAACAUAGUUUCUAUUACCAAUUUGAUUAGUGGGUACCUUAAGAAACAUGAAUUUGAGGAAGCCCUUUCGUUGUUUAGAACAAUGCCGGAGCGAAGUGUUGUUACUUGGAAUGCAGUGAUUGGAGGGUUUAGCCAAACGGGGCAGAACGAAGAAGCUGUGAAUACGUUUGUGGAUAUGUUAAGGGAAGGUUUGGUGCUGCCUAACGAGUCAACCUUCCCUUCUACUAUAACAGCCAUAUCUAAUAUAGCGUCUCAUGGUGCUGGUAAAAGUAUUCACGCUUGCGCAAUAAAGUUCUUGGGGAAGCGAUUCAAUGUUUUUGUUGGGAAUUCUCUGAUUAGCUUUUACUCAAAAUGUGGUAACAUGGAAGAUAGUCUUCUGGCUUUUAACAAGCUCCAAGAAGAACAACGGAACAUUGUAUCUUGGAACUCUAUGAUAUGGGGUUAUGCGCACAACGGAAGAGGAGAAGAAGCUGUAGCUAUGUUUGAGAAAAUGAUCAAAGACACAAACCUGAAACCAAACAAUGUGACACUUCUUGGACUAUUAUUUGCGUGUAACCAUGCAGGCCUGAUACAAGAAGGAUACACGUAUUUUAACAAAGCGGUGAAUGAUUAUGAUGAUCCAAACCUGAUACAACCAGAGCACUAUGCUUGUAUGGUGGAUAUGCUCUCUCGGUCAGGCCGUUUCAAAGAAGCUGAGGAGCUUAUUAAAAGUAUGCCUCUUGACCCGGGAAUCGGGUUUUGGAAGGCAUUGCUUGGGGGAUGCCAGAUUCACUCAAACAAGCGUCUGGCUAAAUUAGCGGCGUCUAAGAUCUUGGAGAUGGAUCCCAGAGAUGUUUCAUCAUACGUUAUGCUUUCAAAUGCUUACUCUGCUUUGGAAAACUGGCAGGAUGUGUCACUAAUACGGAGGAAAAUGAAGGAGACGGGUUUAAAGCGUUUUACGGGAUGUAGUUGGAUUGAAAUUAAAGGCCAAGUUCGUGUCUUUGUGAAUGCUGACAAGAACAACGAACUUAAGGAUGAAGUCUAUAGGAUGUUGGCAUGUAUUACACAACAGCUUGAUGAAGAUGAAUGUUGGGAAGACUUAUGAAUGCAACUCUUAACAUGUAUAACAAUCUUCCUCGAGCGCUUCUAUGCAGAUCUCGCAAAAAUAUUUUACCAUUGCAGCAA
Arabidopsis lyrata subsp. lyrata is the source of this 1628-nucleotide messenger RNA. RefSeq names its product pentatricopeptide repeat-containing protein At5g42450, mitochondrial. Gene Ontology annotation, molecular function: RNA binding; protein binding. Gene Ontology annotation, biological process: RNA modification. The transcript has a single exon. The record is from RefSeq and is a predicted model, not a curated record. The annotation marks the transcript as partial. NCBI's taxonomy places the organism in Eukaryota, Viridiplantae, Streptophyta, Magnoliopsida, Brassicales, Brassicaceae.